UCAUAUUUGGACAGUUGCUCCGAGACCAUUAAACUAUUUGGCAAAACAAUCAUAAGACAAUCAGUAUAUGGUUACUGUUUCGACGCGCCUAAGCUAAUUAAAAUAAACGGCAAUCUCGUUGCUAAAAAAAUGAAAAUUGGAUUUGUGCUUAUAGUCUGCGUGGUCAUUCAACAGAACACUGUUGGUGGUCAGACGUUACCUGAACUACUUAAAGAUGCCCAAUCUCAAACCGACGAACUUCAUUCGGUCGUUACAUCUGCCCUGCUCAAAUUUAGAAUGGAAAUGUCGAAUACCCUAACCGAAACUGUCAACGAAUGUUUGUCCCACAUAUUGAAUGCAUUGGAAUCACAACAACUCAGCAGCGAUACGAGCGAUGAACUGAACAUUGAAUCGGAAAGCAUUGGCAAUCAAAUAUCUCGUUGCUCAGCUCAAGCAGAUCAGGAUAUCCAAGCGGCAGUCAAACAAUUUUUCGCUGUCCUAACUCCGAUCGACGGAGAAUCGCUUACCGUGCUGAACACGGUGCUGGAUCAGAUUGUGGAAUGGAAUAUUACCAGCGAUCCAAGGGGCAUAGUGAGCAGAGUUCAUAAUAUGCUGGAAGUGAAAAACAAUGAAUUUAUGUCGAAUGCGUUGCCGUUCCUGGAAGAGGAGUUGCGAAAAUUCAAAAGAAUUUUGCUCGUAAUCCCAUCGACGGUAAGUCAGUGCGUUGGAGACCCGUCGACCAACUAAGUUUUUUAGAUUUAUCAGAUGUGCCCUUGCACCAAUUAUUUACGAAUAAAAAGCGAAAUUAAAC
This is a messenger RNA of Bradysia coprophila, 790 nucleotides long. RefSeq lists its product as uncharacterized. The record is from RefSeq and is a predicted model, not a curated record. NCBI's taxonomy places the organism in Eukaryota, Metazoa, Arthropoda, Insecta, Diptera, Sciaridae.